Messenger RNA from Prunus armeniaca (apricot), 849 nucleotides. Lineage: Eukaryota; Viridiplantae; Streptophyta; Magnoliopsida; Rosales; Rosaceae. The record is from the annotation of a GenBank genome assembly.
AUGGCCAAAUUUGAGAACAAAUUGAAGGUGGGAAAGGCCAAAGUGAAGUUCGGAAACUUUGACGAGGUGAACGCCAUAAUGGUUACACUCCUACUAUUUUUUGAAGCUCGGCCUAAUCAACCCAAUUAUAUGGACGGAGAUGUGUUUGACGAGCUUGAGUCCAUGGUUCAAAUAAAAGAGGACAAAGAAAUUGAGAUAGCCAAAGAAAUUUCAAAGGAAGGGAAUGCCCAACCAUGUACCGUGGUGCCUAAAGCAGAGGAGAAAUUGCUAGAGAAUGUGUGCUAUGAGAUGCCCAUCAAGAAAAUGUCCUCCCACCUUCAGCCCUUGUAUGUGGGCGCUCAUUUUGAUGGAGUUCUGAUAAGCAAGGUCCUUGUAUAUACGGGAGCUACGGUCAACAUCCUUACAGUCUCAAUCAUGAGGAAAUUGAAGAAUGGUUCAGAUGAAUUGAUUAUGACCGAGACAACGGUUAGUGGGUUCGUGGGAGACACCACGACUUCAAAGGGAAUGAUCCCACUUCAAGUUAGAGUGGGGCAAAAGGUUAUGAUGACAGUUUUCUUUGUGGUGGAGACACCAGCCCAUCUCAAUGCUUUAUUGGGCAGGGAUUGGAUUCAUGGAAAUAUGUGUGUGCCCUCUUCACUUCUUCAAUUUUUGCAAUUUUGGCACGAGUAUGGAAGUGUAGAGACUGUUCAGGCCAAUGCACGGCCCUUCAUGGCUUCUGCCAAUGAUGUAGAGGCAAAGUUUUAUGAGGAUGACAUUGGGACUCUUUAUUUUACGAUGUCAAAUAGGAACGGCCGACCUACGAGAGUCUCAGCCCAAAAGUUGAUAGACUUGGGGGCACAUGAUGCCUAA